This is a messenger RNA of Cladocopium goreaui, 976 nucleotides long. The record is from the annotation of a GenBank genome assembly. Lineage: Eukaryota; Dinophyceae; Suessiales; Symbiodiniaceae.
GUCCUAAUGAAUACCUUGACAUUGUUGCAGCUUCGGAGUUUCUUGUCACAGAUGCGCCAUCAUGAGGAGGAGCAUGCCACAGUGACAAAGCUCUCAGCCUUGGGCAUUGCCAUGCAGGCUCUCAUGGAUGCGUAUGACUCAUUCCUCCAUUUGAGCGUUGCAGCUCCAGUGCAGGUAUUGAACACCUAUAGUUUCGCGGUUGUCUCGAUGUUGAAAUUCUCACUCUUCGCCUUGGUGGAGAUUCGAUACCUCCUGCUCAUUUGGAGGCAUCAGCAUCAACACAUGUUUGCGGAAGGCUGGGAAGCAGUUCGGCAGGAACUCUCCAGGGUCUAUGCCCAGUUCUAUGGUGCAUUGGUGGGUGGUUUGAUUCUCAUCUUUAUCGCUUCGGACUAUUUGGACUUCGUCGCCUUGCUAAUGCAGGCGUAUUGGCUGCCUCAGAUCAUUCACGAUGUCAGACAUGGCUCCAAAAACUCCUUUACGCACUUCUUCAUCUUCAGCAUAACUGCCACCCGCAGCUUGCAAUUCCUUUACCUCUGGGGCUGCCCUGCAGGUAUCUUUGAUGGUGAGAUCUACCCGCACUUGCCGGGCGCACCUUCGUUCGAGCUUUGCUUGGCAGCCGUGCUUCUGCAAGUGAUGCAGGUCUCCUUGAUGGUCUCGCAGCGCCGCCUAGGGCCAAGGUGGUUUGUCCCCUGGCUGUGCCUGCCGCACGUUUACAAUUACAGGAGAUUCCUUCAGGCGCCUCCUCUCGGCUCAGAAUGCGUCAUUUGUAUGCUCGAAAUCACUUCAGAGGACGGAGUGCAGAUUGUAACGACACCUUGUGAACAUCGCUUUCACGUGUCUUGCUUGGAAAGGUGGAUGGAUGUAAAGAUGGAGUGUCCAACGUGCCGAAGGCAACUGCCUCCAAUGUGAGGCAGGUCAUGCUGAGACAUGCCGUAAAUUUCUGAAAAAAGACAGAAUCUCCACCUAGUGUUGUGUC